Molecule: messenger RNA, 1762 nt
Organism: Corticium candelabrum
Lineage: Eukaryota; Metazoa; Porifera; Homoscleromorpha; Homosclerophorida; Plakinidae
Exons: 2
Coding region: 1-1581 (526 amino acids)
Molecular function (GO): protein binding
Source: RefSeq, a predicted model, not a curated record
AUGUCCGCCACGUCUGUUAACGUAUCUACUGUUGCUGGCUCUCUACAGCGUGGACAUCGUGACGGGGCAGGAAGAGAUGCUUUAUUCAACUAUCCACUUGGCUUGGCCUUUACAAAUAGCGGUGAUAUAAUAGUAGCAGACUGCUAUAAUCAUUGUAUCCGUAAAGUGACGUUACCUAGAGGAGCCGACAUAUCCUCACACGUAGAAACGAUUGCUGGAGUUGCUGGCCAGCAUGGCCACAGAGAUGGGACUGCAGAUCAAGCUUUGUUUAAUAACCCCGUGUCAGUGGCUGUGGGAGAGGACGACACUAUCUACGUGACAGACAGGGGAAACAUUAGAAUCAGAACGGUGGAUGGGUGUGGCACAGUGAAAACAUUGGCUGGAUCGGAAAACAAAGGAUUAGUUGAUGGGCAGGGAAGGUCUGCUACUUUUACAGCAUUAAGAGAUAUUACUCAAUCAGCAAACAAAUCCAUCUUCUACAUCACUGACUACCACUGUAUUCGUAAGAUAGAUAUAGCUGGUAAUGUCAUUACUAUUGCAGGACAACAAGCAGCAGGUCUGACUGAUGGUCACUGUAGUGAAGCAAAGUUUUACUGGCCACGGCAAAUAGCAUGCAGAAGUGGAGAUGAUGAGACAUUGUAUGUUGCUGACUUUAAUAAUCAUGCAGUGAGAGAAGUAUCACUCAACACUAGAAAUGUUAGAACCAUUGCUGGUGGCAAAGGUGCAGGGUCUUGUGAUGGAGCAAUAGAAGUGGCCACACUAAACCAACCGUUUGGAAUUACUAUUGACAGCAAAGGUUGCAUCUUUGUGUGUGAUUUUGGAAAUCAUAAGAUUAGAAUAAUUUUCUCUACCAUGGAGACAAUGACUACUCUAGUGGGAUGUGGUGAGGAAGGUUUAGUAGAUGGCAAUGGUGAGGAAGUAAAACUAAACUAUCCGCGUUGUCUUCUUCUGAACGAGUCAACCCAUACACUUUACUUUACACAGAAUCAUUGCAUUCGUAAAGUUGAUCUCCAACAGUAUUUGCCUCCACUACCAAACUUGGAUGUAUCAUUGGGUGAAGAUCAGAUGUUUCUUGUAGACAACAAGGAUUUGGCAGAUGUUGUGUUCCAAGUUGAAGACAAACAAAUCUUUGCUUAUAAACCCAUUCUAAUUGCUCGCAGUUCUUAUUUUUCUCGUCUCUUCUCAUCUGGAAUGAAGGAAUCCCAUCCUUCAGGUGAUGGACACGUGACCACAAUUCCAAUCCAAGAUGCAAGCUAUGAUGCUUUUCGAGCUCUCAUUGUGUAUCUCAUUACAGACAAGGUGAGUGUGGAUGUGAAUGACUGGAAGAUGGUAUGUCAUCUUCUCAUUCUUUCUGAUCGCUUUCUGGUUUCCAAACUGAAGAGUUACUGUGAACAGAUUGUGGCAAGACACAUUAGAGUAGAGAAUGCAGUUGAAGUUCUGUGUUUGUCAGACUCUCACAACAUUCCACUGCUGAAAGAACAAGCCAUCACAUUUAUAUGCAAUCAUCUUGAUGUGAUGAGAGGAAGGGCUGAAAUGGAGCAACUCUCAUCUUCUUUACUUUUAGAAAUUAUUCGAAAAUAACAAUCUGAUUUGACAUGUUGUUGUGUUUUUAUUGUUAUUGUUGAAUUUAUUUUUAUGCAUUUGUUGGUUAUUGGGUGUUUUAGUAGCUACAGACAAUCAUACAUGUACUGCAUGUGAUGGCAUGUCAGUGACUGCUCCAUAUGUUUUAGUUGAUUUACAUUUGAAAAGAUUAUGAGUCUGU